This is a messenger RNA of Amoebophrya sp. A120, 6458 nucleotides long. NCBI's taxonomy places the organism in Eukaryota, Dinophyceae, Syndiniales, Amoebophryaceae. The record is from the annotation of a GenBank genome assembly.
GCGAAACACAAAGAAACAUUUUUUCCCGCUGCAUGACAAACAUUUUAUAUUUGAAUAUGCUUUCGUUUUCACCACGCCAAGCUGCAAAGUAGAUGAGAAAGAGUUUCUUCAUCUAAGCAUGAAUAAACGAAUUUAAAUUGCGACCGCUUGCUGAACACUAUUUAUUUCGUUGUUGUCGUAUCCCGACGGGAGUCCUUACUUACAUUAUUUGCAGAUUUUUUGUACCGUACUUCUAUCAAUCGAAAGGACGUUUUUUCAAUCAUCUAGUCCUCCAACACUUUUUGCUUUUUACUUUUCAACGAUAUAAUUAAGAUCUUUUUUUUAUUUUCACAGAUUCCAGAACGCCUUGCAAGUUCAUCAAUCGCGAGGUUUGCAAACAAGAAAUUUACGCCUGCAGGACUUAUUCGCUGAAGAACGGGGGGAGUUGUAGAAGCAAGUGGAACUAGUACAAGCGGAACCAAAGUCGAGGAAAGGUAACUAAGGGCGAACUCUACCUAGUUUGGUUUCAGGAUAUUUAUUGUUCUAUUCGUACAGUUUAUGAGGCCGUAUUAUCAUUAUUCUGGACAACUUCCCUUGCGCAGGUUUUCUUGGAACUGAGUCCACCGGUUGCAAAUGGUGUGAUGAAGAGCUACGUACUGGGAACAUCAAACAAGAGUCGCUUCAUACACUCUGUAUGCCCUUUUUAAUGGGGCAGCAGCAACGGGGGAGGUUUGGGACGAACCUCGUGGUCACGUCACGCAUGACAAACUGCAAAUGCUCUUGAUCUACAUCAAAAUCUGUAUGAUCAGGUACUGACGGAGAUUUUAUCCCCCAUAGUAGCAACCCUCGCUGAAGAAGAAGACCGGGUGAAGUUGAAUCCCUCGAAGACGAAGAAUCAAAAUGACGAAGUGUCGUCGAUGUUCGGUUCGUAUGCAUUGCAAAAGUAUAUAUCGUACUAGUAGAAAUAGGAAUGCAAUUUUUUCCUGAAUUUAAAAUGGAAUUUGUAAUGCUGAAUGAGCAAUAAAAACCAGAUUUGUCAUGCAUGGAUGCAAUUGCUACGAGUGCGAUAGAUAUUUUUGCACAUGAUAGCUCGAGCGGGCCGGACGAGGCGGAAUCGUCGUCGGAAAAACCGCAAGCGUAGCAGCAAUAUCCACUGCUAAUAUAAUGUCUGGGUCUGGGAACUUGUGAUGCUGCUCCAUGCGUCAGAAAGUGAGUCCAAUACGCAGCCACGCAUGAGAAAUUUGUGACCGGUUAUAUAAUUGUGCGCAACUAUCGAUCCCGCAUGAGAAGUCGUGUGUUUGCAUGUCAGAGGACUGGCGCUAUUCCACAUCAUGCAUUACAGAGUUCAGGGGUACGCGAGUUGCGAGUUCAGCAAUACACGUCUCACAGUGCUGUUCCAGACCCAGACAUAUUUGCAAUCAAUAAGUAAAGCUUCCGGUAAGAAGAACUGCCAGUACGGGGGGAAAAAAACUGGCGGGGGACGGAAGAACGAGCGGGGAAAAAAUGGAAACAAGGCCGUUCCUGCGAGCACGGAAACCCAACUUGCAACCGAGCACCCGCUCGCCGAAGAAGCGGAGAAGAAGCCCAGCGGCGGUCAUCAAGUCGGCACUUCCUCCUUUUCUUGCGCGCGGCGAUCAUCUUCAGUCGCUAUUAAAGCAGCCGACGAGCAGCAGAGUGCAACCCAGCACGAAGAUGUUGAAGUUCUUUCGGCGCAGAACAAACAGCAAGAACACCGAGUCGCCCGCACGACUGUUCACAAACCUUCCACAAACUCGUGUCCGUUGCCGAAAAGCCGUGGCGUAAGGGUGGCAUUGAAGUACGGAUCCGGCUGCGCUCUCUUCCAGACGAGUGGCACGGUUAUCAAACAGAAAAGCGAAGAAACUCCUAUCCCAGAAAAAAAAUGAAAUUUGUGUUGCUAAUACUACAGCCAUCUCGCCAAAGAAAGGAAGGAAUUUUAUUCUGUCAAGGAGAACAAGUAAGGGUGAGUUUGUUGCAAUGCUAGAUGUAGAAGAUAGCAGGAGUAGAGAAACCAGACGUCGUGAUGCUGAACAGCCAAAAAGCAUGGCACUAAAACUCAAAUAGUUUUAUUCAUGUUCUGGUAUGGGAUUCCUACUUUUCUGUAGAAUAACCCUCCGACGGCCGAACAAAGGCAACAAGGGUUCCGGCAGCCCAACAUCUGUAUGCAUUGCAAAAGUAUCGUACUACUAGUAGAUUUUGCAUGACAAAUGUGCGUAGCAUGACAAAUAUAAAUUUGUAUAUGAAGCUUUACCUUGGGAAGGAUUUGUAUUGCAUGAUUGCAAUUAGUAGUACUACGAGUACGAUCAUACUUUUGCAAAGCAUAAUCUGGCGGCAGUGGGGAUUUACUCGACGACCCGGGCUUGACGAAUCAUGUGGAGCUUCCAGAGGAUUUGUCAGGACGCAACGCGGCGCGACACCAGGCGGGCUCGAGUAAAACGAGAAGGCGGCGGCGGAGAAAACGGCGCAGCUCGUCUUCGUCUAAGAACACUGCUUCGUCUUCUUCUACUGCUUCGAACGAUUAUAGCAAGGAAACCGUGCUGGAUGACGAGAGAGCAAGCGACUCGACCGUAUUGGAGAAGGAGGCGACGGGAAAGAAGAAGAAGGCUGCGGAAAUCAAGAACGACGAAAAGCACCAGCGCAUUGGCAGUGACAAGCACGGGAGAAGUUCUUCGACUUCUCAAGGCGGUUGUUGGGUUUCAGACGACCAGGACACUUGCGCGGAUCCGGACGCGAAGCAACCGGCACAGGCGCCGGCGGAAAGCAGGGGAACCUCCAGUGCUACUGCGUCCCCGUUUGAGUUUCUCAAAGAUGAGGUGGGACAGGCGCCAUCGUCACACCCGCAGUUGCCCGACGAGGAAAGCAGCAGUGCCGGUUUUGCCCAGAAGGUGGAGGGGCCGCCUGGGGAUGAGCACGAGCAGACAUGGCACAACAGGGGUGACAACGCAAUUAGCUCUGCUGCCGCAACCAAAGAGCGCGCUGAUGGCACGCAGGAUCGCGUCGGGGGAACGGUAGUUGGAGAUGCCCCCGCGCAGGACAGUCACGGCGAGGUGAAAAAAGGCGAGGGCGCUAUGCAUGAAGGUGCGGCCGAGAAAACGGCUGUCGCGAACGAGAAGACGGGAGCUGGUGCCGCGGUGGGUAUCAAAGUAAAUAGGCUCAGCGCCUCGAUCACCACGAAAACAUCCGUGCGACAAGCUUGCGUUGUCCAGAGUAGAAAACAACACGCGCUAUGAACGCAAAGAAAUAGUUUGCAUACGAAGCACAAGUGAGUCGAUGUGUUUGACGCUUUGCUUACGUUAGCGGGAUAGCCGACACGCGCAUCACUGUGUGGGCACCACUGUAACAAGCAUAAAGAACAAACGAACCAUAAACCAAACUUGCCCCCUAAACUCAGUCAGUGCGACAGGCGUAAUGCCGGCGCGCGAUUGCGAUUGUUUGAUGAACGGCUGACGUUUCCAACUGCCAAAACCGAAAAAUUAAUGCUAUUAUACGUUUAUAUAUAUACCUAGACCUAGACGAAGCUCUUCCUUUUCCUUAUCCUUUCUAUGAGACCGACGAGUGCGAGGGGCCUUACACUUUGAUAACACGUAGCAAAACCCGCGCAGAGGAAGCCCGAGCUGCCGAGAAUGCUGAAACCUUUGUGGAAAAAGCAGAGGAGUCGGGCGGGGGGAGUGUUUUUACGCAGUGUAAAAAUAUAUAUAUACGUGUCGUGAUGAAUGAUCAUGCAUGAAUGAGAAUGCGUGAGUGUGAAAGAUCUAUCACUGCGUUCAAAAAGUGGUGUCUUUCUUCUAUGCAUUAAGCCCAUAGACACGCUCCUGUGCGAGAUAUCGCAGCGAGUGGUGAUGCGGUCUUGGGAUUCUGAUCUGCCUGCUUGUAUGGGCCUGAUGAUAAGUAUAUAUUAUGUUUACAGUGGAUAAUAGCGAGGACUAACAACAGGCACGCCCAACUCCGAGAUCCUUUGGAGAGUCUAGAAGCUCCCGGCACAAGCACUGGCACCUCCGAAGCGAAUCAAUACCAGAAGGGUGGCGACGUCGCCACUGGGACUUGGCCUGGCCUCGCAGCACGGGUCUCCCCGGACCAAGCCGCGGCGAGUUCGAACAAUUUGGCGACCGGCACACAAAACGCAAGCCGCGAGUCGGAGUCGCUGCCAGCCGCGGCGACAGAUCUUCAGCAGAAUCGCCCCGACUUGGGCGAAGCCGGCUCGCUGAUGUUGACGGGCAGUGGCCCAAAGUCUGUUUUUUUGGAAAAGGAGGCGCACGGCCAACGUCAAUUCCACGUCGACGAAAAAAAACGAGAAGCGCUGAAUGGGCAUAAGAAUAAACAGGACGGGCGUGGCCGAGUUGGCUUGGGUACGGACACCGUUCCGGGCACUCGAGAAAGGAAGGAAGACGUUAUGCGAGCAAGGGCGGUUGUGGUUCUGGGGCCUAAAAAAUCUGAGUGGUUUGGCAUGAACAUGAAAACCUUGCUUACGCACAACUAAGCGGCUUUCUUAGAACCCACUACGCAGCGAGAGUUUCAGUAGGCUGCCUGGCUGUUGAAAUAAGUACUCUAAGCCGCCGCGCAGGCUACUGAAACAAUCGCGGCCCUCUUGCACUGGUGCGAACAGCGAGAACGCAUGCUCUUUCGUCGUGGAAAUCCUGAAAAGCCUGUUGAGGAAUCAUCCUGGCUUGUCAGGCGACAAUUAAAAUUAAAUUGCCCUGCAUUUGCAUGUCGCUAACCGCAAUGCAAAAAACUUGCGUAACUCCGAAGAGAACCCCAAACCGGCUGACGCUUGCAUCACAAAAAAAACAACUACGGCAGGCGCGGCACUCAUCGAGAAGUCGCAUCCCGGGCUCCGACGGCGUAGCAAUUCGCUUACGGCAAUUGGCACCUCACUUAAGACGUCACUUAGCACGGCACUUAGCAGGCCUUCACUGAGGGGGGCGACUCGCCUUCCAGCAACUUUUCGCAGCCCAGAACAACAAUGGCAAGAUGAGAUAGUACGACGACGAAGAGAGGCAGGACGAAUAUGGGGACUUCAUCGAGAGCAGAAUCACGAGGACUUGGCCGAAAAGGUGCGUAGACUGUUCGUCUAUCCGCUAUUACGUCAGCCGGACCACGCGGGCAUUUUUUUCAGAACUACCUUGGAGGCCUGGCACUGCCCAAGCUGGAUGCCGAGGGAUUCCGAUUUUUUUCGUGACGUCUGGCCCGAGCAUUUGUUUUUCGUUGCACGGUUCGACAGGCCGCAGCCAGUAGAGGUCCUCGUUUCUCCAGUGGAGCUCGACGGUCCUGAACACUAUGAGGUCAGACUCGCCACUGCUGUUAGUUACGAGUGGGCAUCGGCGGGGUACGUUUCGCAAGUGCUUCCUCACAAUGGUCGGGAGUGGUUGCACCGAAAAAGGACGUACAGGAUGGUACCUGACAACACUGGCAUCCAUCAGAAUCAGAUGCAGGGGCAGAGGCUCAAAAGAUCUUUUUUUUCUACCUACUGCCCUGAAACAUGGCAGCCUUUCUUCCAGAAGAGUCACGUCAGUGUUUGUGCUGCUAAUCUGACACCGGAGGACCUGGACCAAAUUUUUUUUCUAAGUCCACAACUUUAUUCACCUCCGAAGGACGCGCGCGCGCGUUUGAACAACUUGAUUCCCCACGGGGGCGGGUCGGUCCGGCAGCAGCGAGCCCAUAGAAGCGGGCCCCCGAUGGCCCCGCUUCCAGGCUCGUAUCUGUAUAGUGCAGCUGGGCGGGACAUGUAUGAGUUGUUCACGCACAACUGUGAAACAUUUACUCAAGACGUUUUUAAUCUUUUCAAGACGCCCUGGGGCAAAGCUUUUGAUUUGCAUUAUGCCACCCGGCCGACGAGGAUUGGGUCGCCGUGGACCACAGUUGAUGGCUAUAUGGUGCAACCCGGGGUGAACCGCGGGCACUGCCCAACAGAAUACGGGAGGUAACCACGAUGGCCGCUCCUAGAUGAGAAGCUGUUGGGCAACCGCCUAAUUCUGGCGCCCUGUAUUUCGAACUAAAUGGUAGCGAUGUAGCUUGAGCGAUUGCGAUGUUAGUUUUCUUCAUUAGAAGUGCCCGUCUUUUGAGGUUGGCUGCCGUUGACCCAGUGUGGUUCCCUGUCUCGUCGUCUUUUUCUUUUAAAAACUGGCUGUCCAAGAUGGUGACUUCAAUCUAUUAUUUUGCUUUGCCUUCGGCGGGUCUGUGCAUCGUAUUUUUGACUGUGAAGCUGUAGCACUUGUAUACAAGAAGUCAUGAAUUUUUGUAAAGAGAGAGGAGACCACAUUUUCAUUUCGUCGACGACUAUCAACAAGAAGUUUUGGAUUUCGGAAUAAAUAUACCGGGUUUAUUGAGUGAAAGAAAGUCUAACCCCCCUGUUUAACUAUCGAACCAGAUGGGGGCAAGCGACUCCCGCUGCCCGCCCUCCAUCGAACGGGAUAGAAACAGCUACAACAUACCUGCAAUGGCACUCAUAGGCCGGCAACUGAAAU